Molecule: messenger RNA, 678 nt
Organism: Selaginella moellendorffii
Lineage: Eukaryota; Viridiplantae; Streptophyta; Lycopodiopsida; Selaginellales; Selaginellaceae
Exons: 1
Coding region: 1-678 (225 amino acids)
Molecular function (GO): phosphoprotein phosphatase activity
Source: RefSeq, a predicted model, not a curated record
AUGAGCGGACAGUGGGAUUUCACAUUAGAAGUUGUGCUCAAGGCCGAGAAGACCAAGUUCAAGGAGGACUUUGCUGCGUCUCUUUUACCGCCACCUCUGGAUCCAAGCAAGCCAACGCUGGUUUUGGACAUGGACGACACCCUCGUCCACAGCCGACGGGGGAAGGCAACGCUCAAGCUCGUCAGCGGGAAAGUUGUGGCAGUGCAGCGCUACAUGGUGGCUAAGCGGCCCGGCGUGGACAAGUUCCUGCGGGACAUGGCAAAGCUCUACGAGAUAGUGGUGUUUACCGCGUCGAAGCAGUAUUAUGCGGACACGAUUCUGGACAAGCUCGACCCGGAGGGAUUGAUCACUCACCGCCUGUACCGGGAGUCGUGUGUGUCCUGCGAUGGGGAAACGAUGAUCAAGGACUUGUCGCGCUUGGGUCGCGACUUGAGGCGGGUGGUGAUUGUGGACGACAAGCCCCACUACUUUUCCCUGCAACCCAGGAAUGGAAUCCAGAUCCCGGCUUUCAAGAAUGUCAAAGGGAAGAAGUAUUUGCAACUCAAGCAUAUUGGGUUCUUCCUUGAGAAGGUCGCUGGAGCGAAGGAUUUGACACUGGAGCUUGAGAGGGCGAAAAUAAUGAAGAGAUCUAGGAAGGUUUAUGAGAUCUUUCAAGAACUCUUCUGUAUCAAGCCGUAA